Salvia hispanica is the source of this 569-nucleotide messenger RNA. Its product is annotated as heavy metal-associated isoprenylated plant protein 45-like. The record is from RefSeq and is a predicted model, not a curated record. Lineage: Eukaryota; Viridiplantae; Streptophyta; Magnoliopsida; Lamiales; Lamiaceae. Gene Ontology annotation, molecular function: metal ion binding.
AUGUUAGGUGGGUGUUUCAAGCUGCAUGCGCCUGUAUCAGAUGCUAUGUCCGUGGUUGAGCUUCGGGUUCACAUGGACUGCGAAGGAUGCGAAAAAAGGAUAAGAAAGGCAAUCUCCAAGCUGCAUGGUGUGGAUAGCAUGGAUAUAGACAUGGAGAAGCAGAAAGUGACAGUGAGAGGAUAUGUAGAGAAAAGGAAGGUAUUGAAAGUGGUGAGGAGAGUUGGGAGAAAAGCUGAGUUUUGGGCAUUUCCUUAUGACUCUGAAUAUCACCCCUACGCCGCUACCUAUUUCGAUGAAUCCAACUUCACCUCUUCCUAUAACUACUUCAUGCAUGGCUACAACGAGCCCACGCAUGGCUACUUCCCUCAACUUCCCUACUCCACCAUUGAUGAUCAUAUUACAUACCGUUUUAGCGACGACAACGUCCAUGCCUGUUCCAUUAUGUGACACUCUAUCAAUACUACGCGUCUAAUUCACUUUCAUUAAUAGGAGUACAUUUUUUUGUGAAGUUUUAUGCAUAUAUAAUGAUUUUAAUCAAAGAACCAGGGAAAGCUUUAUUUUUUGGAGUU